Messenger RNA from Prosopis cineraria, 1332 nucleotides. RefSeq lists its product as uncharacterized. Lineage: Eukaryota; Viridiplantae; Streptophyta; Magnoliopsida; Fabales; Fabaceae. The transcript has 3 exons. Gene Ontology annotation, molecular function: nucleic acid binding; zinc ion binding. The record is from RefSeq and is a predicted model, not a curated record. The coding region runs from base 686 to 1075 and encodes 129 amino acids.
GAGAUCAUGAGUUUAGAAGGGAGGAAAUUAGGCAGGAGGAACAGAGAGCCCCACCGACCAUUACUGAUGUGUGGGAAACUGUUAGGAAGUUUAACCCUCCUACGUUUGAUGGUAACCUUAAACCAUCCGUGGUAGAGGAAUGGGUGAAGAGACUCGAAUCCAUCUUUCGAGUAGUCACAUGCACCAGCAAUCAAAAAGUACAAGUAGCAUUAGUGCUCCUAGUGAAAGGAGCAAGAGAUUGGUGGGAGACAGCAGGGUCCAGGGAUGAUUCUACACUCACCUGGGAGGAAUUCAAGGAAAAAUUAUUCAGGCAUUACUUUCCAUCAGAGUUAAGGUCUGAGAAGGAAGCGGAAUUCCAUGCCUUUAAGCAAGGAAACCUCGAUGAAGACACAUUCAUUGCUAAGUUUCAGGAGUUAUCUAGAUACUCCACGUACCUGCAGUAUAGGGAUGAUUCUGAAUGGAAGGCUAAGUGCUUAUUGGAGAAGGCUAGACCAGAAAUGAGGGAACAAUUGGCUCAUCUAGAUAUCCGAGAUUAUGAUGAAAUGUGCAUAAAACUACAAGUAGUAGCUCGCAGUAAGAAGGAGGUCGAGAGAGAGAAGAGGGGUUAUUCAUAUAGUAGACCCCCAACCUACCCUCGACCCACCGGAGGCAUUAUGAAGAAAAACCAUCAGGGUUCGAGUAGCUCAUGAAACCAAGAAAGGCAAAAGGAUCUAUUUCAAAGGGCCAAGGACAGAGGAGCUAUCAUAGUAGUUAUCACGGGUCACAGAGGAGCCCAACAAUAUCUACCCCUACCCCGAGUACAGCAAACUCUCAGCAGUGCACUAAAUACGGGCGUCGUCAUUUCGGACAGUGCUGGGUCUGUUACAUUUGUGGGAAACUCGGUCAUAUUGCAAAGUUUUGUGGGGACAACCAGGGCUCAAAUAUGAAGAACCCUUCCCAAUAUCCUACUAUCUCUGGCCGUGUAUUUGCUCUUACUCAGGACACCAUGAACUCCCCGGAUGCCAUUAGAGGAGCGAGUCCGGCCGAGAAAGCACCAGAGGCGCUAGUUCUACUCAAGACAAGGGAAAGCAUAUGAGGUUUAGGAAUUAAAUUUCCUACUGUAAUGCCUCAAUUACUCUUGGUUAAUAUGUAAUUGCCUUGAUAUUUUCAACUAAGAUGUUUAUAUUUUAUUGUACUUGCACCAUUAAAUAUUAAGUAUUAAAAUGUGCAUUUUGGGUCCUAGUAUGUGUGAUAUCUUUUUAGUUGAGAUAUUUGUACAAGGCCAAAAUACUUGUACAAGUAAGAAGUUAGUAUAUUUGUGAAUGAUGGUGAUUUAGAUGUAUAAUUAUAUAU